Belonocnema kinseyi is the source of this 531-nucleotide messenger RNA. RefSeq lists its product as uncharacterized. The record is from RefSeq and is a predicted model, not a curated record. The transcript has a single exon. Bases 1 to 531 code for a protein of 176 amino acids. NCBI's taxonomy places the organism in Eukaryota, Metazoa, Arthropoda, Insecta, Hymenoptera, Cynipidae.
AUGAAGGAAUAUAAAGAAUUAGGUCAGAUGAGAGCAGUAAAUGGUGAGUCCUUACAAGGUCAUGAAAUAAAGUAUUAUCUUCCUCAUCAUGCAGUUUUAAGACCGGAGAGCACGACAACAAAGUUGCGAGUCGUCUUCGACGGAUCAGCAAAAAGUACUUCCGGCCAGUCGCUGAAUGACAUACUACUCAUUGGGCCCACUGUUCAGCAAGAUCUCCUCUCACUGGUGUUACGUUUCAGACUUCACCGCAUUGGCAUCACUGCGGACAUCGAGAAAAUGUACAGACAGGUGUGGAUUCAUCCUGAACAUCGCAGCCUGCAGUGCAUUCUCUGGCGAGAAAAUUUUGAAGUACAACCCGCGACCCUUCAGCUCAAUACAAUCAAAUACGGUACAGCAGCAGCUCCGUUUCUAGCAACAAGGUGCUUGAAAGAGAUUUCUGAGAACGUCAAAGACAGCAACCCAAUAGCAGGACUAGUGAUAGCCAAUAACUUCUACGUGGACGAUAUGAUCACUUGUGCAUCCGCCAGCUGA